Molecule: messenger RNA, 2557 nt
Organism: Oryza brachyantha (malo sina)
Lineage: Eukaryota; Viridiplantae; Streptophyta; Magnoliopsida; Poales; Poaceae
Product: transcription factor MYB3R-2
Exons: 9
Coding region: 311-2089 (592 amino acids)
Biological process (GO): regulation of DNA-templated transcription
Cellular component (GO): nucleus
Molecular function (GO): DNA-binding transcription factor activity, RNA polymerase II-specific; RNA polymerase II cis-regulatory region sequence-specific DNA binding
Source: RefSeq, a predicted model, not a curated record
GGUUUUUUGAAAGCAUCCUCUCUCUCCUCUCCAUCGACUCCCCCGACACCCAACCCCAACGGAAGCCGUAGAAAGAGAGGGGAAAAGCUUGCUCUUUUAUACCCUCAUCUAGGGUUCCGAGCCACCGCUUCUCCCCCGCUCUGCUUCGCGCCAUCUCUCCCGCCCGGCCGCCCCCCGCACAUCCGCUCUGCCUUCCGAUAGAUUCGCGUCCGCCCUCCUGACCCACGGAUUCGGUCCCCACCAAAUCGGUCGAUCUGGGGAUCUGCUAGAUUCGUUUGUGGUGGUGAUGAGGAUGUGCUUGUGCCGUUAGAUGGGGGCCAUGGCGAUGGUGGAGCAGGAGGGGUGCGUCGAGAACCGGCAGCCUCUGGCGGCGUCGAGCUCGUCGGUGUCGGACGGCAGCAGCUAUGGCGGCGGAGGGCUCGCUCAGAUGUCGCCGCCGGUGUCUAGCUCGGCGAAUUCCAUCUCCGGUCUUAGGCGGACAAGUGGGCCAAUAAGGAGAGCAAAGGGUGGCUGGACGCCAGAGGAGGAUGAGACAUUGAGGAAGGCAGUUGAGGUUUAUAAUGCUAGAAACUGGAAGAAGAUAGCUGAAUGCUUCCCAUACAGAACAGAGGUACAAUGUUUGCAUCGAUGGCAAAAGGUUCUUAAUCCUGAACUUAUCAAAGGUCCUUGGACUCCAGAGGAAGACGAUCAAAUCAUUAAUCUUGUAAAGGAGUAUGGACCAACAAAAUGGUCUGUGAUAGCAAAGGCACUACCUGGACGUAUAGGGAAGCAAUGCCGAGAGAGGUGGCACAAUCAUCUAAAUCCAGAUAUUAGGAAGGAUGCUUGGACUGCUGAGGAGGAAGUGGCACUCAUUAAUGCUCAUAAGAUGUACGGAAAUAAAUGGGCAGAAAUCGCAAAAGUUCUUCCUGGAAGGACUGACAAUUCUAUAAAGAAUCAUUGGAACAGUUCUCUCAGAAAGAAGCUAGAUAUCUACAAUACCAGCAAUAAUGUGGCAGUUACGAAACUGCCAGUUCAUGAUAAGUUCAAGGAUAAACCAAAACUGGUGGCUAUGGAGGGCCAUCUUGAUUUGAACAAGGCGCCCAAUAUUAAUUUGAAAGACCAACAUGGAACAGCUCGUCGGUCUAAUUGCUCCGGAUUCCUCUCUGUUUCCACAUUGCCAACUGCUCAGCCACUAACUUCACAUGAAGCAUCUUUAGUUGAUUGUUCUGCUGUUACUUUGGUGGCACAAGCUCUAGAAAGUGAUUCUGUCCGUGACAAAUGUGUGGAAAUUGAUUCUAUUCAUGAGAAAGGUCUUGAGGUUAAUUCGGUACCUGAUCCUACAGGGAACUCUGGGACCAUUCAGUUAGAAGCUGCACCUGCCAAAGCUGAACCAGAAUUAUCUUUGAAGAAUGGGGCAUGCUCUACCCUUGGUCCGCUUUGUUACCAGAUCCCUAACAUAGAAGAUGUAGCCCCUGCUAGUUCUUCGCUCUUUUCUGACUGUCUUACGGCGAACCAUACAUCUGAACAUUGCGGGGAUGGGAUAUCAUCACCCAUUGGCUGCAUUACUCCCUCUCCAACAAAGGGAAAAGUAUCAAGCCAGCUGAGUGUUGAUUCAAUAUUGAAAAGUGCUGCCAACAGUUUUCCAGACACUCCCUCCAUAUUAAGAAGAAGAAAGCGGGAUAAAUCAACACCUGUUUCAGCUAGUGAGGUGAAGAUCAGUGGAGUAAGCACUGAUAACUUUUACACUCCCACGGGUAUGGAACCUGCUACAGCUACGCCAGAGUCAUUUAAAACUUCAUCCUUUAUGUCAGUGGGGUCCCUUGAUGGAUUAUCAACUUCUGUAAGGAGCUUUGAUGUUUCACCUCAAUACCGGGCAAGGUCAAAAAGAAUGGCUGUCAUGAAAGCAGUUGAGAAACAACUGGAUUUUUCAUCAUAUGGAGUAGAUACUUGUGGUUCUGAGAUUCUGAACUCUCCUUGCCAGUAUUCCCAAAGCACACUUUCUAUCACUAAAGCCCCGAAAAUGAAAGAAAAAGAACUUGGUGAACAUGUUGUUCAAUUGGAAAAUUUAACCAAUAAUUUUGCGCACACGACAAAUUUGGAUGUAACCUAAUCUUGGAAGGUGCAGGAACUGACAUCGAUCUGAUGAAGUAGGACAGAUGAGCUGAAGUGUCUUUCUGAGCUGAUGAGUUUUUUUUCUCAAAGUAUAUCACGAUUAAACCACAACAAAAUGGAACGCAACUAGUGGAGAAGAAUUCCAGAAUCGAAACUUUGUACUGAAUACAGGAGGGCCACCAAUCAUUCUCCCAUCUCUUCUAACCAAGGUGUACAAAAGACGAGCGACACUCUGUAGAAGAAUACAUUGCUCGCUGCGGUUUGUGAAUUUACAGUUAGAAAAUUCAGAUUGUAGAAUCCACAGGCGUGUACAAAACAAAAACAUAGUUUUAGAACGUCAUUAUAGCUGAAUAAGAGUCACCUCACCUCAUUGGAUUGUCACGUUUAUUCUUGUUUGUGCGCCUCCUUUGUCACGAAACAGCAAGGGUCUCUUUGUAACAAUAAAUACAGCCUGUUUUUGCAAAAA